This is a messenger RNA of Nicotiana attenuata, 2482 nucleotides long. Its product is annotated as peptidyl-prolyl cis-trans isomerase CYP71. Lineage: Eukaryota; Viridiplantae; Streptophyta; Magnoliopsida; Solanales; Solanaceae. The record is from RefSeq and is a predicted model, not a curated record. The transcript is spliced from 13 exons. Gene Ontology annotation, molecular function: peptidyl-prolyl cis-trans isomerase activity; protein binding. Gene Ontology annotation, biological process: protein folding; protein peptidyl-prolyl isomerization. Bases 169 to 2052 code for a protein of 627 amino acids.
AGACCCGAUUUCUGAGUCAAAUUGGCCGGGGACUCACUUCAAUCGGCAUCUAUAAGCUCAGCACCUUUCAAACUGCAAAAUUUUCCAACUCUCCUUCAAGAUUUUCCGCAACAAAAUCGAAGUGAGCUCAAAACCCUAGAAAAGCAGAAGCUAUUGUAAAGGAGAUUGAUGGAGGAAGCAGCUCAGAACGAGAAAGGAAACCCGCCGUCGACGGCAGUAACGGCGGUGGAGGAGACGGAAGACGAGCCGGUUAUUGGACCGGGUCCAGCUCCUCAUGUUAGUAAAAAACGUCCUCUCCAGUUUGAGCAAGCCUAUCUCGAUUCCCUUCCUUCAGCUAACUUGUAUGAAAAAAGUUACAUGCACCGAGAUGUAGUCACUCAUGUUUCUGUGUCAGGAGCAGAUUUUUUCAUCAGCGGGAGUGCUGAUGGCCACCUGAAAUUUUGGAAGAAAAAGCCUAUUGGUAUCGAGUUUGCAAAACAUUUUAGAUCUCAUCUUGGACCAAUUGAAGGCCUUGCAGUUAGUGCUGAUGGUAUGCUUUGCUGUACGAUCUCAAGUGACAAGUCUCUGAAAAUAUAUGACGUAGUGAAUUUCGACAUGAUGUCCAUGAUACGACUUCCAUUCAUACCUGGUUGCGUUGAAUGGGUAUAUAAGUUAGGGGAUGUCAAAGCUAAGCUUGCUGUUAGUGAUCGGAACUCCUCUGUUGUGCAUAUAUAUGACGCAAGAGCUAGUACAAAUGAACCUAUCAUAACUAAAGAGAUACAUUUGUGCCCCAUCAAGGUCAUGAAAUACAAUCAUGUCUUUGAUACUGUGAUAUCAGCAGAUGACAAAGGGAUCAUUGAGUACUGGAGUCCUGCCACUCUUCAGUUCCCAGAGAAUGUGGUGAACUUUAGAUUGAAGAGUGAUACUAAUCUCUUUGAAAUUGUGAAAUGCAAAACUGCUGUUUCUUCUAUAGAGGUAAGCCCUGAUGGUAAACAGUUUUCUGUAACUUCACCAGAUCGUAGGAUUCGUAUAUUUUGGUUCAGGACAGGUAAACUAAGACGUGUGUAUGAUGAAUCUCUGGAGGUGGCACAAGAUCUCCAGAGGAGUGAUGUUCCUUUAUACCGGCUUGAAGCUAUUGAUUUUGGGCGACGAAUGGCUGUGGAAAAAGAAAUUGAGAAAACAGAAUAUGCACCACAACCUAAUGCUGUUUUUGAUGAAAGUUCCAACUUCAUUAUAUAUGCAACUCUCCUAGGAAUUAAAGUUGUAAAUCUACAUACGAACAAGGUAUCUCGUAUCCUGGGGAAGGUAGAGAGCAAUGACAGGUUUUUGAGGAUUGCCUUGUACCAAGGUGAUAGAAGUAGUAAAAAGGUAAGAAAAAUUCCUGCUGCUGCAGCAAAUGCCAAUGAAAGCAAGGAGCCCCUGAUAGAUCCGACUCUACUUUGCUGUGCUUUCAAGAAACAUAGAAUCUAUUUGUUCAGUCAGAGAGAACCUGAGGAACCUGAUGAUCCUACUAAGGGAAGAGAUGUCUUUAAUGAAAAGCCAUCUGCCGAUGAACUUUUGGCUGUAUCUGACAUAGGGAAGUCUGUCACUACAUCCCUUCCAGAUAAUGUGGUCCUGCAUACCAGUAUGGGUGACAUUCACAUGAAGCUAUACCCUGAAGAGUGUCCAAAAACAGUGGAGAACUUUACAACACACUGCAGGAACGGAUACUAUGACAAUUUGAUAUUUCAUCGGGUCAUCAGAGGCUUUAUGGUUCAGACAGGAGAUCCAUUAGGAGAUGGCACAGGUGGCCAAUCUAUUUGGGGAAGGGAGUUUGAAGAUGAAUUCCAUAAAAGCCUGCGACAUGAUAGACCCUUCACUGUCUCGAUGGCUAAUGCUGGGGCAAACACCAAUGGCUCUCAAUUCUUCAUAACAACUGUUGCCACUCCGUGGUUGGACAAUAAGCACACAGUUUUUGGCAGAGUAGUAAAAGGAAUGGACGUUGUACAGUCAAUAGAGAAAGUGAAGACCGACAAAAAUGACAAACCAUACCAGGACGUAAAAAUAUUAAAUGUGACUGUUCCAAAGUCUUAAAUGGGUUUUUGUUGCGGCUGUGCUCCAUCAUGGAAGGUAUACAACUAAUUCUGGAUCAUUGGAUGGGUUAAAACGACUUAUGGUGGAAUCUAUUGGUAGUCCUCGUUGGACCCUGAUCUGACAUGUAGUCUUUAUGAUUUUUGACUUGUGGUAUUCUUCUCAAAUUUAUUAUACCAUCCACUUUUUGCCUUUUGAGAUUUUUUGUUCUUCUUUUAGGGAAAGUUUAUCACCAUUAAUGUGUUCAUCAAACCUUGUGAACUUGGGUACAUUCUUACGUCCAUUUAUAGACCCUUUUGAUGAGUCAUCGCAAAAAUUUUGAUUGUAGCUGUGUAAGUUUAUUUAAUUCUUUCCUGCUGUAUAAAAAAAACUGCUGUAUCAUGUGAUCAAAAGUUUAAGAGGUGAAGUCACUUCUAUCUUCUUGCAGACUUUA